Molecule: messenger RNA, 1308 nt
Organism: Ylistrum balloti
Lineage: Eukaryota; Metazoa; Mollusca; Bivalvia; Pectinida; Pectinidae
Product: neuronal acetylcholine receptor subunit alpha-7-like
Exons: 1
Coding region: 1-1308 (435 amino acids)
Biological process (GO): monoatomic ion transmembrane transport; chemical synaptic transmission; nervous system process
Cellular component (GO): synapse; neuron projection; membrane
Molecular function (GO): neurotransmitter receptor activity; transmembrane signaling receptor activity; extracellular ligand-gated monoatomic ion channel activity
Source: RefSeq, a predicted model, not a curated record
AUGACGUUCUUUCUAUUUCUUCUCUCAGCGUAUUUGACAACCAUUUACGGAGCAACUCAUGUAGAUCUGAAAAGACUUAACCAAAACUUGAUGUCAAAUUACAGCAAACAUUUGCGCCCGACAUUUAACCUCUCUCAACCAACAGAAUUAGAUGUCAUUUUUCAUGUUUCUUCAAUAAAGGAAUUUGAAGAAAAGACCAGCAGAUUUUCUAUGUUUGGAGUAUUUAUGAUUUAUUGGCAUGACUUUCAGUUAGAAUGGAAUCCGGACGAUUACGGUGGCAUUGUAAGUACAGUUUUCCCACAGAGCUCUUUGUGGAAACCAGACCUAUUACUUUUAAACCCAUAUGAGAAAGUUGAACCUGCUGGCUUCGACGAUCUCAAGAUCAUUGUAAAUUACAACGGAUCUGUGUACUGGUCUCCAGCUAAUGUUUAUGAGGUCACGUGUCCAGCAGAUGUAACAUAUUAUCCGUUUGAUCAGCAAACAUGUCCGUUGUAUUUUGGUGUCUACAUGUAUACCAUUUUUGAUGUGACUUUGAAACCAUUAUCUUCUGGUAUAACAACUAUUUAUUAUUUCCCAAACAGUGUCUGGCACUUGGUAAAUGUAAGCUCUAGUAUUCAUCCAUCACUUGACACGGAAAUACUCAUCCUGACAAUAGUACUUCAACGACGAUCAAUGUUUCAAGUCAUAAACACUAUAGUACCAUUCAGUAUGUUGGGACUGUUGAACAUCAUGGUGUUCCUUCUUCCUGCCGAAUCUGGUGAACGUGUUGGUUUUUCCGUGACGAUUCUGUUAGCUAUUGCUGUGUUUAUGACAAUUGUGGCGGACACUUUGCCUGGAACCAGCGAACCUUCUUUCCCUCGACUAUGUUAUUUAUUGAUAGCCGAACUCUUUAUCAAUACGUUGGUUACGAUUUCUACCAUUUUGUUACUAAGACUACAUCACAAACCCAAGCAACAGACCAUUCCAACUUGGUUGCAAUAUCUCAUAUGUUUUUGUUUUAAAACUAAAAACAAGACCCAACCUAUAGAGGAAGACAUCCAAGGUAUUAGCAAUGAAGAUAACUUCAUAAUUAAAACCAUUGUACCCAAGGUUCAGGAAACAAAGACAGAUAAAGGAGUAAGGAAGGAUUCUGAUUUGAACGGAGAUGACACAAUUAACGGGAAAUGCCCUAUCUGUAGAGGAAAAAAAUAUGUUUGUAAUGAGUCGUCAUGGCAGACUUUGGCGAGCUUUCUCGAUAUCUUUUUCUUUCUGUUGUUUCUUGUCUUCUUUGUUUCAUGUAAGGUUGUAGCUUAUUUUGUAUAUAUUUAA